CAGACUAAAGAAACCUCUAUCUGUACGACUUUUUGAAAAUCAAAAUUCCCAACCACCAUUCCAAAUUUCCAACGCAUCGCCCAAUCCAGCACUCCAAGUCCCCAACGAACAUCUCUCUUUCUCUCUCUCUGCGAGUUCUCCCUUGCUGAUCCUUACAAGGCACCAUGGAGGUGAGAGUUGGGCUCCUAUUUGUUUUAGUGUUGGGUGCUAGCUGGGCUUGUGAUGCUCGAAAACUGGGGAACACCGAGUUCUAUAGUGGGAAUGGAAGGAUCUUUGAGAUAUCAGUUAUGCAGAUCAACUACCAGGAUCAAGAUAGAGAAGUUCAAACUAUGAAAAAAGUUCCAAGGAAUGACAAGGUGUGCACAUUGUGUGAGGAGUUUGCUAACCAGGCACUUGAUUACAUUUCUGAAAACAAGACCCAGACUGAGAUCAUUGACAUCCUCCGUCUGGCCUGCACUCGAGCAGGCUCUUUCAAAGGGGAGUGCAUCACUUUGGUGAACUAUUAUGCCCCUCUGUUCUUCUUAGAGGUUUCUUCUGUACAACCUGAAGAAUUCUGCCGAAGAGUCAAUCUCUGUCAACAAAUUGCAAUGAUUUCUUCUCAACUUCAUGAAGACAGCUGUGGACUUUGCCACCGCACUGUUUCAGAAUUACUUGUUAAGCUGAAAGACCCUGACACUCAGCUAGAGAUCAUUGAGUUGCUUUUGAAGGCAUGUAAUUCCAUGGAGAACUAUGCAAAAAAGUGCAAGAGGAUGGUUUUCGAGUAUGGACCUCUGGUCCUUGCCAAUGCAGAGAAAUUUCUGGAAACAACAGACAUAUGCACCACGCUUCAUGCCUGCAAUUCUUCUACAGAUAGUAGCACGGAAGCAUCGCCGGUGGCAAAAGUAUCAGCGCUGUCUGAUUCUUAAUUAUGCCAGAAAAAAUCUAUUGGAAUGAAAAUGCAGAUGCAAACUUGAUAUUUAUACUUUCAUUCCGAUGUGUGCAUGUAUAAUAUUUAUUAUGACAUCAUGGUGCUUUUGAUGUAUAAUAUAUGUUCAAAGUUCAAA
This is a messenger RNA of Alnus glutinosa, 1043 nucleotides long. RefSeq lists its product as uncharacterized. NCBI's taxonomy places the organism in Eukaryota, Viridiplantae, Streptophyta, Magnoliopsida, Fagales, Betulaceae. Gene Ontology annotation, biological process: sphingolipid metabolic process. Gene Ontology annotation, cellular component: lysosome. The record is from RefSeq and is a predicted model, not a curated record. Bases 165 to 905 code for a protein of 246 amino acids. The transcript is spliced from 6 exons.